Messenger RNA from Sardina pilchardus (European sardine), 2210 nucleotides. It is a transcript of the gene trub1, whose product is annotated as TruB pseudouridine (psi) synthase family member 1. Lineage: Eukaryota; Metazoa; Chordata; Actinopteri; Clupeiformes; Clupeidae. The record is from RefSeq and is a predicted model, not a curated record. Bases 7 to 954 code for a protein of 315 amino acids. Gene Ontology annotation, molecular function: pseudouridine synthase activity; RNA binding. Gene Ontology annotation, biological process: tRNA modification; mRNA pseudouridine synthesis. Gene Ontology annotation, cellular component: mitochondrion. The transcript is spliced from 8 exons.
AUCGGCAUGAGAAGCAUGGCUUCGACCGGUGCAAAUAUCGUCCAAAAUGUGUCCUCCUUGUCUAAAUUGAAGUCUUUGAAUGGAAUAUUUGCCAUUUAUAAAAAAUGCGGACCAACAUCUGCUGAUGUGUUAAACUCUUUGAAAGAGAAACUCUUGAAAGAGGCUGGCGUGGCAAAUCCCAAUCCCCGUAAAAGGAAAAAACAAGCCCUGAAAAUCGGUCAUGGUGGCACUCUGGAUAGCUCAGCCUCUGGUGUUCUCGUUGUUGGGAUAGGAGAAGGCACGAAGAUGCUCACCACCAUGCUUGCAGGUUCAAAGAAAUACAGAGCGGUGGGAGAGUUGGGCAAAGCCACGGACACACUGGAUGCCAGCGGGACUGUAGUGCACGAGAAGAGCUAUGAGCACGUGACCCGGGAGGCCCUGGAGGAGCAUCUGCAGAAGUUCACCGGAGACAUCAUGCAGGUCCCUCCUCUCUACUCGGCUCUGAAGAAGGAUGGCAAGCGUAUGUCUGUGCUACUGAAACAGGGUCAGGAGGUGGAGGCCAAGCCUGCCCGGCCCGUCACCGUCUACAACCUCACCGUCACGGACUUCAGCCCGCCACUCUUCACCCUGGACAUAGAAUGUGGUGGCGGUUUCUACGUCAGAAGCUUGGUGGAUGACCUUGGAAAAGCCCUGUCGUCCUGUGCUCACGUGCACGAGCUGGUGCGCACCAAGCAGGGCCAGUUCACCCUGGACGAGCACGCGCUGAAGGAGGAGCAGUGGACCCUGGAGCGCGUCAGCGCCGCCCUGCAGGCCUGUCCCCCGACCGCAAAGCCCCAGCCUGGGCAACACAGCAAUGCAAAGCACAACAACAACAACAACAACAACAGCAGCAGCAACAGCAAUACAUUGCCACAGCCCGGCACACCAGAGCAGCCCAAAGAUGAUAGAGCUGACGGAGCCAAUAACAAGGACUGAUCAGCAGGGGGAGCUCCAGAGCCAGUGUCUGUCACUCACUCCGUCAGCAGGCCUAAGGCAUUCUGAGGCAUUCUGAGGUGGCGGUGGAGGAGGAGGAGGGUGGUUGUUUUGCUGGCUGCGCUGACGUGCUCUGACUGCGGUGGUCUCCACCCUAAGCGUGACCUUUCGAGUUCAUUUAGGUCGCCUGCAGUAUUCCCAACCGUACGAGGCAGCUACAAGGAGCCCUCAAAGAAGUUGUUUGGGUCCAAAAUCAGAUACGUUUGAGGCCGAAUUUUUUGUUGAAUGUUAAACAAGUGAUGGAAAUCUUAAAAUAUAAGAGAUACUUUUUUUUUCACCAGCCAGUAACGGCUAAUUCAGCAGCACUUCGACACUGAUACAAUCUUUGUUUUUUUUUCUCUUUCUCUAAUUAAUCGCAUAGUAUUAUUACACCUGCGUCAGAUAGAUCAGCUUCCUUGUGCCAGCUCUUCCUCUUCCUCUUCCUCCUCUCCAUCAGACGAGCGUGGCUAAGACCCGCCACAGUCCAGUGAGUGUGUCUGUAGCUAGCGACCGCAGCAGUGGCCGUGGUUGUGAUGUGGGAAGGGACGAUAUGUUGGCCAGGGCCUGCUCUCAUCAGACCUGCGCUGCUAAGCCACCGCAGGGUUUGGACACGCGGAUGGGCGUAGCAUUAGCGCCGUUAAUCUGCCUCUCUAGGCCGCGGGUCAGAGCUCCCUAAAGCAGCAAUCACUUUUUUUUUCCUCCCUCCCUUCCUCCCUUCCUCCCUUCCUCCCUCCCUCCCUCCACCAGCCCUUUUCCAUGUAAGCGGCAAGCCCUAGGCACACAUGCAAGACUUAGAUGAUUAUUUUCAUGCCCAAGCUCCCAGCUGGCGUCAUGAUGUCACGAUUACGUAAGAGGAGUGGAACCGAUGUUGAUGUUUCUUUUCAAGUUGUUUUUAUUUCUGUGUGUGUGUGUGUGUUUUGUGUGUGUGUGUGUGUGUGUGUGUGUGUGUGUUGGUUGUGAGAAGGAUUGAGAGAUGUCCAACAUGCUCUGACAUUUUUUUUUGAAGUGUUACCGUCUAAAAAAAAAACUAAAAAAAAAGCAAGAACAAGAAAUCAGAUGUACGUGAUGGGAAUUUGAGUUGAUGAUGAAUUUCAAGGAAUGUUGUUGAAUAAUGCGAUCUGGUGUGCGUCCAUGGGAACGAAAACAGACCAAAUGCUGACCUCUGCAUGAUUAAUUCCCUCUGUGGUCGCCACAAAACAUAAAUAAACAUUUGCUUUCAC